This is a messenger RNA of Striga asiatica, 873 nucleotides long. The record is from the annotation of a GenBank genome assembly. Lineage: Eukaryota; Viridiplantae; Streptophyta; Magnoliopsida; Lamiales; Orobanchaceae.
AUGAAGAAGAAAGGAGCUAAAAAUAGCUUUUUCCAGCUGAAAAAUCUCUUCUUUUUCUCCAAAAGCUCCUCAAUCUGCUUCUCCAUAUUCAUGCACUGGCUCUGCAGCCUCAGAACAUCAUCCUUUAACCUCCUGACCUCCAUAUUACGCGUGGCCACCUCACGUUUGGACAGGCACCUAACCGGGCCAUCGAGCCCGAUAACCGGGCUAUGGGGCCCGGUCAAGGACCCGCUCCAGUCUAUCACGAGUAAGAUUGUCCUGAUCAAUGAGCAGCAGAAAAAAGUGAAUUCCAGGCAAUCAUGGAUUUUUCUGGUCAGGAUGAAAAUGUCCAACAAAGGCCAUGAGCCCGAACGGGCCCGAGCCCGGGCAAGCUCAAGUUCUUCGCAAGUAACAUCGGGCCCGAGUGAGUCUGGUGCUUACGAAGCCCAUCCCGUAACUAUAUGGGCCCAUCGAUCAAGGGCACGCUUAGCCACCUUCACGAGUGCAGCUCCACAUCGGGCCUCCUCAAGGCCCGCGAACCCCUUCACGACCCGAACGACCAGCCCAAAGUCGAGCAGCGUAGUCCCGGGCUCGUGGCCGAAGCACGGUAUCAAUAAGUCCUCCAGUUCGGCCCGGUCCAGCUGCCGGGAGACACGGGCCUCCAGCUCGGCCCGGUGGGCCGGGCCCACACCGACCAUGCACGCGGCCCGCAAGGCCCGUAGGAGGAAUCCGCACGGGACCGAGUUUUUGUCGGGAGGGAGGACCUCGACUAGGGACUCGAUGAAUAGCUUCUUCUUGGCCCACGAGGAUGUGAUGCUUUCUCGAGGGGAAUUGGGCUUGGGCACGGGCUCGAGCGUGGGCCCAGAUAGUUCUGGGAGGUGUUUGGGGGCGUAG